Messenger RNA from Talaromyces stipitatus ATCC 10500, 2922 nucleotides. RefSeq names its product PX domain protein. The coding region runs from base 1 to 2922 and encodes 973 amino acids. Gene Ontology annotation, molecular function: phosphatidylinositol binding. Lineage: Eukaryota; Fungi; Ascomycota; Eurotiomycetes; Eurotiales; Trichocomaceae. The transcript has 2 exons. Gene Ontology annotation, cellular component: intracellular membrane-bounded organelle. The record is from RefSeq and is a predicted model, not a curated record.
AUGACUGAAGCGGCUGCUUCUCCGAAAUCGCCUCCGGCAAAUGGACAACCUGUCCAGACCUCCGCGAUCGAUUACGCCAGCACAGAAACAAAGGUCGACUCGACGUCACCUCAAGCCGCAGAUACAAUCUCAUCGCUGUCGGGACAGUGGAUUCUGAGCUUUCUCGAGACGGUCGACAAUGGCACACUUGUUGUGAUACUUGGUGCUUCUGCGCUUCUCAUAUACCUUAUUUUCGGCAGGUUAGGAAUACUUCUCAUCGGCCUACUUUCAGGGUUCCUGUUUCAUGAUUACCGGGCAGGGCUUAUUGCGGAUAAGGCUGCUGGAGACGGAGGAGAUGGCGUUGGUCUAUAUUCUUUUCGCAGGAGAAGAGAGCUUGGGAUCGAAGUCGCUUCGCGACUUCUGGACUGGAAACCUCAGAGCGAUGUUGUGCGAACAGAUCAGGAAAAGGCAGCAGCAGCAAAAGCUAAUGAGGAUGCGGCCACAUUGGAUUUAUCUAAAUUUCCCCCUGCUACUGCUGCUGCCCUCACGGAACUCAUAGACGCUAUGAUGGAUGGCUAUGUACUUCACUGGUAUAAGCCUAUAUUACCCUCGGACGACUCGUUUCCCCUCUCCUGCAGAAAGAUUAUUGUCGGAUUCGUAAACUCGCUAUCAACGCAUAUGACCCGUAAACGAUCGGCAGAUACAUUUCUUCAAUUCGUUACCAAUUCAAGUUCAAUGAUUAUAGUAUUUCUGAACGAACUAUCUCUAGCCUUACAGGAAACAGCUUCCGAUUCGACGUCGACCGAAGAUCAUGUGAGGCAAUAUCUGACAAAGUACCCGAACAGUAACCUGGCCAAUGUGCUGUCGAAAGAUCAGCAGCAAAAGAAAAUGACAAUGGUCGCAGACGACCUGCUUUCCAACUUCCUGGAACCUUCUUUCUACAACUGCGAGACAGUAAGAAACUUCCUUCGCGGAAUAUUUGCCGGUGUUGUUCUCGAGUCAGUCGUGAAGAGCUGCUCACAGCCGGACUCUAUCAAUGGGUGGAUUGUUUAUCUGCUAAGGGAAGGCGAACCGCAAAUCAUGAAUGCGAUUGAUGCCGGACUCGAAAGCGCCUCGAAGGGUGAAAUAGCAGCUCUAUCAGGGAUUGCAGGGAACACUUCUCAGGAUCUGACCGAAAGUGUGAAAGGAAAGCAGGGGCCAUUUCCCAUACAGGAUGCUCCCGGGUUACCAAAGCUUAAUAGUGAUGGCAGCAUUCUAUUGAAGGACAUCUCCAAAGAUAAAACGACUGGGGCGAUAUCUAGCAGAAGUUCCCCAGGAGCUACACCAAGUUCUUCUAUCGAGAAACUUCCGAAGGAAGAUCGAGGAGAGGCUCCGCAGCGGCUGCUUGAUAUUGUGAACCAAGAGCAUAGUUUAGGUGGAACAACGAACAUCAGUAAUCAAGAGGAAGUAGAAGACGCUGUGCAAAUACUCUAUGGGGCAUCCGUCACGGUUGAUGAUGGUUCCGUGCCUGGUGACAAAACGACAAUGAAAGCCAAGCCGACAACUGAAUAUAUGCUUCAAAUAGAACCUGCUUCAACACGGUAUCCGGGUUGGAUGAUCUUCAGAAAAUAUCAAGAUUUUGAAUAUUUGCAUGCAGGUCUUGCAACCCUCGCCAGAUACCAUCAUGCUCCCUUUAUAGAUAUCCAUCCUGUGUUACCCCCAUAUCGUGACCAAACAAAAUCAUCACUGGCAAAGGCUUUAGAGCGAUAUCUCCGGGAUGCGCUGGAGCAUAGAGACCUGGCGAAGUCUGAACGCCUUCGAAAAUUUCUCGAUAAAGACAACGAUUUUGGCCAGAUGUCUCCUACGUCUGGGAAAGGCGGAUUUAACCUGCGUGCCUCAAGCACAUUUGAAAACAUGGGAAAGAACAUGUUGGGCGUUUUGUCCAAUGCACCCAAAGGCGUUGCGGGGGGUGGAAAAGCCAUGUUAGACGGAGUAACUGGAGUUCUUAGUGGCGUUAAUAGGAACAGAAGGAGCGUGGAUACUACUCCCAGAGAUUCGAAGAAUUCUCCAGCUAGUGGUUCAAACGUCGCUCUUAAUGCAAUCCGAGAACGUUCGCCAGAUACCACAUCGCUAGGUAGUUCUCAAGAUCUCGGUAGCCCGAUACGCAUCGAUCAGCAUGGCGACGAACUGUCUAAUGGCGCUGGGGCCGUUGAGACUCCCAUGACAGAUGCAAAAUAUCAGGAUUCUAUGGCGAACAAGGCGACAGCGCAGUCUGCACAAGAUGGACAAAAUGAUUCAACAAGCCCUAAAUCAUCUCCGACUUCGUCAGUACGGACCCCAAGCCCUGAGAAGGAUAACGCAAAGCCUGAGACCCUAUACGAACCUACACAAGCACAAGACAUAAGUGCUAACCCAGUUAUAAUGCGAAAGGAAAGCACACACUAUCCACGCACGAAGCCUUCAGAGAAUCCCAUCAACGAAGAGGAAACCCGUGUAGCCGUGGAGCUUAUAUUCGCAGUCAUUAACGAGUUAUAUACACUGUCUUCUGCCUGGACCAUUCGAAAGACACUACUCAAUGCUGCAAAGACGUAUAUUCUUCGUCCAGGUAAUUUACAUUUGGAAUCAAUCCGUGUCCUAGUACAAGACUCAAUGAUUGAUUCCAACACCACAGACGAAGCGAUCGCUGCUAAACUCACGAAGAUCCGAGAAAACGCUCUACCCACAGAAGAGGAGAUGAAAGCAUGGCCACCUCCAUUGAGCAAGGAGGAAAGCGAAAACCUCAAGAAUGAGGCGAGAAAACUGCUGAUUGAGAGAGGUAUGCCUCAAGUCCUGAUGAGCGUAAUGGGUGCAGCAGCGUCUAGAGAGGCAUUGGGGAAGGUCUUUGAUUGUCUUCAGGUUGAGGAGGUCGGGCGAGGAUUCAUGUUUGCUCUCAUAUUGCAAGCUCUAAGAGCUGUGAUUCUAUGA